CCGGCAGUGCCGCCCGUCAACGAUGCCGCCAUCGAGCGCCUGGCAGACCUGCUGCAGCGUGCACGGGGCACGCUGGUCCUCACCGGCGCCGGGUGCUCCACUGAGAGCGGGGUGCCAGACUACCGCGGGCCAGCGGGGGCCUACACCACCAGCGGCUUCAGGCCGAUGACGCACCAGCAGUUCAUGGCUUCGGAUGAGAACCGGUCGCGCUACUGGUCUCGCAGCUUUGCCGGGUUUCCCAAGUUCUCCAGCGUGCACCCCAACGCCGCGCAUGAAAGCCUCGCCAGGCUGCAGCACCGCGGCUGGGUGCAGGCGCUGAUCACGCAGAAUGUGGAUCGGCUGCACCAGAGGGCAGGAUCGCGACGGGUGCUGGAGCUGCAUGGCACAACACACGAGGUGGUCUGCACAGGCUGCGGCCGCCUGUCGUGCCGCCACGAGUUUCAGCGCACGCUGGCAGCCCUCAAUCCCGAUGCGGCAGCCGUGGAAACGAGUACCAGCAGCGGCGGCGGCGACAGCCCCACCAUCCUGCGGCGGCCUGACGGCGACGCGCAGGUUGUGCAGCGGCCCGAUGGCGACAUGGAGCUGGGGGCUGCGGGGCAGGGGUUCAGGGUGCCGCCCUGCCCCGCCUGUGGCGGCAUUCUCAAGCCGCAUGUCGUGUUCUUUGGCGACGGUAUCCCGGCUGAACGCGCGCAGUUUGCGCUCGACCUCGCGCACAGCUGCCGCAGCGUGUUGGUCGUGGGCUCCUCCCUGGCCGUAUGGUCGGCCUACCGGCUGGUGAAGGCGGCAGUGGAGGGCGGUGGCGCCGAGCUGGCGAUUGUCACGGCGGGGCCAACCCGUGCCGACGAUCUGGCGCACCUGAAGCUGGAGGCGCGAGCGGGCGAGGUGCUGGCACGCCUGGCGGCGCACCCCUCACUCCAAAUCCCUCCUGUGUACUAA
Chlorella variabilis is the source of this 936-nucleotide messenger RNA. RefSeq lists its product as hypothetical. The annotation marks the transcript as partial. The transcript has 5 exons. The record is from RefSeq and is a predicted model, not a curated record. Gene Ontology annotation, molecular function: NAD+ binding. Lineage: Eukaryota; Viridiplantae; Chlorophyta; Trebouxiophyceae; Chlorellales; Chlorellaceae.